AUGCCUUUUCGAACCGUAGAGCAACCGGACUUCAAAGAAUUCAUUCGUGAUCUUCAACCUCGUUAUAAGCUUCCUAAUCGGAGGAAGAUUGCAAAGGAGGUGUGGAGCUUAUUUUGUGAAGAGAAAGCGAAGAUCAAAAGCAUCAUUGGUGAUCUCCGUGUGAGUAUCACAACCGACACUUGGACCUCUAUCCAAAAUAAACUACAUGGUGGAAGGUGUCUUGAAGAGAAGUUGGUCGAAUGGGGCAUAAGUAAGGUGUUUACCAUUACCAUGGACAAUGCGAGUUCCAAUGAUGUGGCCGUGGAGUAUUUAAAGAAGCAACUCCGGAAGUAUGAUAGUCUUAUGCUUGAUGAAAACUUGCAUAUGAGGUGUGCUUUCCACAUAAUUAACUUGAUUGUGAAGGAUGGAAUGAAAGAGCUAGUAGAGUCCAUUGAAGGCAUUCAAAAUUGUGUGAAGUAUAUUCACUCUUCUAGUGCGAGGUUGGACAAGUUUCGGGAGUUUGCGGUUUUAGAGAAGAAGGAUAAAAUGUCAACUAUCCCGAUGGAUGUUGUGACUCGGUGGAAUGCCACAUACACCAUGCUUAAUAGUGCUUGCAAGUUUAAAGGUGUGUUUGCAAGGUUGGUGGAAGAAUUUCGGCCAUUUGUGACAUACUUUGAAGAGGGAAGAGUGGGGCCUCCGAAUGAUGAAGAUUGGGAAAAGGCUAUGGGAUUUGCUCAUUUUCUCAAGAAAUUCUAUGAUGCCACCAUCAAGCUUAGUGCCACUAAGACUCCGACCUCACAUCUUGUUCUAAAAAUCUUGAUGAACUUAAAGGUUGAGAUUGAGUCUAAAAUUAGAGAUAGAAAAAAUAUUGUGUUGGAAAAUGCGGCUACUUCUAUGAAGAGGAAGUUUGAUAAAUAUUGGGGCUCUUUCGAAGAGAUGAACAUUUUAAUGUUUGUAGCUCAAACCCUUGAUCCGCGAUAUAAGUUUCAAUUGAUGGAGUUGCAAUUAGGGGAGAUUGGCUACACUCUUAAUGAAGUUGAUCACAUUAAGAGUCGGGUGAAAGCACACUUGUAUCUUAUGUAUGAAACUUAUAAGGGAACAAGCAUGGAAAAGUCACAUGUGGAUGUGCAUGAGGAUAACGAUGAUGAUGUUGAUCAUGGUAGUGAUGAUGAUGAUGUGGAAUUGAGGAUAGAGCGGAGACUUAAUAGACAAAGAAAGGUAGCAAAACUCAAAGAGAUAGCUAAUGAAGUUGACAAGUACUUUAAUGAUGCAUAUGAAAGUACAAGAAAUGAGGAUUUCGAUUUAUUGGGAUGGUGGAAAAGUAAAAUCUCAAGUUACUCUAUUCUUUCCAAGGUUGCUAAGGAUGUACUUGCUUUCCCUAGUUCCAUCGUAGCUAGUGAAAAUGCCUUUAGCCUUGGAGGAAGGAUUGUGGAUCCGUUUAGAGCUUCUUUGACGCCUAGGAUGGUUGAGGCGUUAGUUUGCACAAAUGAUUGGCUAAGAGGAGAAGAAUUUCAAUUUCACAAGGAGCCUACGGAAGAAGAACUUGAGUCUACAUGGAACUCGAACAAUUGGAACAAACGGAAAAAUGAAGAAGAAGCGGCGGUGUACUCCGCAGAUUCGGCAGUACGGACACCUUCAACGGCUGUUGCAGCGUCUUCCACGUGGACACGAUGCUGGACUUUGAGGAGAGAGAGAGAGAGCGAGGAGGUGAAGGUCCGACGGGUCACCAACGGCACCCGGGCCAUCCUGCAGUCCACACUGGCCCGAUUCGAUUUGAAUUCAUUAAGAUACACGUCUACUUUAUCAGUGACACUUGUUGUAGUGUUCCUUGUUAUAACUGUGGGCAUCACAGUCUUCAAGUUGAUAAACGGAACUACUCUGAUGCCUCGGUUAUUUCCAGAUGUCAACAAUCUAACCUCAUUCCUCAACCUCUUCACCAUCAUUCAUGUUCUUAUCACUGCUUAUAUCUACCACUACAAUGUUGGUCUAGCUGGGAGUGAAAGAGUGGAUAAAUCUGAAGCCGUUGGUGAGAGACUAAAGGAAGCCCAACAUAUUAAAGGGUAUGCUACGAUGUUGAUGUUUGUUCAUAUAAACCCAGAUGUUAAUACCCUAAGGGAGACAAUCAGUACCCUGAAAUUUGCCGAAAGAAUUGCCAUGAUAGAUAUUGGGGCCGUCCAAUAUAAUAAGGAGACUAAUGAGAUAAAGACUUUAAAUAAGAGGUGUUCCAAGAAACUGGAUUUCCCUGGCCUGAGGGGCUGUAAAGGAGGUGGCUCCACUGCCAAACUCGCCUAA
Striga hermonthica is the source of this 2271-nucleotide messenger RNA. Lineage: Eukaryota; Viridiplantae; Streptophyta; Magnoliopsida; Lamiales; Orobanchaceae. The record is from the annotation of a GenBank genome assembly.